Messenger RNA from Nerophis ophidion (straightnose pipefish), 2069 nucleotides. It is a transcript of the gene kcnk4b, whose product is annotated as potassium channel subfamily K member 4. Gene Ontology annotation, cellular component: membrane. The transcript has 6 exons. Gene Ontology annotation, biological process: stabilization of membrane potential; potassium ion transmembrane transport. The record is from RefSeq and is a predicted model, not a curated record. Lineage: Eukaryota; Metazoa; Chordata; Actinopteri; Syngnathiformes; Syngnathidae. Gene Ontology annotation, molecular function: potassium ion leak channel activity. Bases 154 to 1512 code for a protein of 452 amino acids.
UCAGCACUGCGGUGUGGCCCAUUUGGUGCCCUGUGUUGUGUGACGCGUGUGUGGGCAUGUUUCUGCUGCAGCAGCUGGGAUCAAGGCCACGACAGCGUGGACCCCGGCAGAACAAAACAAGCGCCCGCAUUUGAAGUGAGCGGAGGUGCGGCCAUGCGCUGCUCCACACUGCUGGCCAUCCUCACGGGGGUGCUUUUGUACCUGGUGCUGGGCGCCGUGGUGUUCCGGGCCUUGGAGGCGCAGCGAGAAGAAGGCAAGCACAUGCAGCUGCAGGGAACAUGUCGAGACUUCCUGACCAACUUCACUUGUGUCGGUCCGGAGAACCUGCAAGCGCUCAUCGAGGAGGUGGCAGAGGCCAUUGGUGCAGGUGUGGACCCUAACAGCAACGCCACAUAUGUCAGUCAGUGGAAUCUAGCCAGUGCCUUUUUUUUCUCCGGAACUAUCAUCACAACCAUCGGUUUCGGAAACAUCUCCCCCAAGACAGAAGGCGGCCAGUUGUUCUGUAUUUUCUACGCCUUGGUUGGAAUUCCAUUGUUUGGCAUCCUGCUUGCUGGAGUUGGAGAUCAUCUAGGGACCGGGUUGAGGAAAACGGUUGCCAAAAUAGAGACUCUCUUCCUGAAAUGGCGUGUUAGUCCCACCAUUGUGCGUGUGAUCUCUGCCGUCUUGUCCAUCCUGCUUGGGUGCCUGCUGUUUGUUGCAGCGCCGAUCCUGAUUUUCCAAAAGGUUGAAGGCUGGACCAUGCUGGAGUCUGCGUACUUUGUAGUUAUCACCCUGACAACAGUGGGGUUUGGUGACUAUGUUGCAGGGGAUUCGGGACUGGAGGGCAGUGACCAUUGGUACAAACCUCUGGUAUGGUUUUGGAUCUUGCUCGGUCUUGCCUACUUUGCAUCCGUCCUGUCAAUGAUUGGGAAUUGGCUUCGAGUUCUAUCCAAGAAGACAAGAGCUGAGAUGGAGGAGCUACGAGCUCAUGCCACCGACUGGGGUCAGAACAUCCAGAAUAUCGAUUUUCGCAUCGCAGGAAAAAUUGAUGAUCCCUUUAGACGGCGUCGGCGAAGGCGGCGCCAUGGUGCUCGUAGCCACGGCCAUGGUGGCUCCGCUCCUGGAGCUCCUGACGGGGAAGGAGACCAAAAUGAAAGUGAAACCUAUUCGGAAUCGUACACUUCUUACACGUCCGAGUCCGAGUCUGGAUCAGAGUCAGAAGAACCCACGCAAACAGAGCAGGUCCCUGAAGUGAAGAAGGAUCCCCACUUUUCUCAACCUCUGGACUAUUUUGGGGAGAACCUGGCAUUCAUUGAUGAGUCAUCAGAUGGUCAGAGUGGUAAAAUACACACAGAUCCUCAAAUUAGUCCAAAACACACCCGUUCACUCAAGAGGAAACACAAUAGGAAGCCAGUCCUGCAAAGAAGCCCCAAAAGUAACAGAAUCAAACGGUCCAGUCUCAGCAAACAGGAGCACAACGGAACAGCAAAACCGGUUCAGAAUGUACUGGCGCUGCCAAAGCCUCAGGUCUGAUGCAGCGUUAGCACAGGAAAUGAAUCAGCAAAAAAAAAAUAGACAGGAAUGAUUAAUAUAGCAAGCUAUUUGUGAAAAAUGUAUAUUUACAGGCACAUGGAAUGGAAAUGUGGCACAAGUGUGGGCCUUAUGAGGUUUGCAGAUAAUGUUCUUGUUUUAGCACGUAUGCCUUAAUCUUGUGACUGAUGACUGUUAUGUCUCAGUUGCACCUGCGUUUGUCUGAGGCAUUGCUGCUCUCUGCUGGGCUAAGAGAGAAUAUUCACAUUUGAUCAUUUUUAUUUAUUAGAUUAGAUUAGAUAUUUAUGCACUGUAUUCAAUUAUCAUGAAGUCCUCCAAGAUCAUGCAGAAACAAUUUUUUCAAAAAUCAAGAAGGACAAACCAAAAAGUCAUACCACAGCUAAUUUGGUGGUGCUGACCUGAGAGAAUUGCCUGCAAACAAAUCUUUGUUGUACUUUUAUGGGGUGUUUAACAAAAUUUUUUAUGAAAAUAUUUGCAUUUUGAUUGCCUUAUGAAGUAAUAUCAACAGACCUCAUACAUAAUAAAGACAGGAAAUGAAA